This is a messenger RNA of Pseudovirgaria hyperparasitica, 1653 nucleotides long. RefSeq names its product kinase-like protein. The record is from RefSeq and is a predicted model, not a curated record. The transcript has a single exon. Gene Ontology annotation, molecular function: ATP binding; protein serine/threonine kinase activity. Gene Ontology annotation, biological process: autophagosome organization; autophagy; peptidyl-serine phosphorylation. NCBI's taxonomy places the organism in Eukaryota, Fungi, Ascomycota, Dothideomycetes, Acrospermales, Acrospermaceae. Bases 231 to 1529 code for a protein of 432 amino acids. Gene Ontology annotation, cellular component: autophagosome; cytoplasm.
CGCUCUCAACGUUUUAUCGCUUUGUACUCCCAACUGCAGUCUAACCUUAUCUCAACCACCUACGCUCUUGGCCGCAACUCCGACUUCGACCUCGUACCGUCCCACGUCGCACGCGUACCUCUUGCUGUCAAAGUCGUGUCGACGUCUUCAUUGUCGACUCUGUGUGUUGUACCCUGCUUCUUGUCAUUUCUUUCUGUCUUCUACGCUUCAUUCACUGGCUUCCCUUCACCAUGGCUUUCCUCGUGUCUUUCGAUGACUCCGACUCGGACUCUACACCUGAUGAGCACAUACCUCCCAAUUCUACUUCCAACCCUUCCGAUAGCAUGUCUCCCCAAUCGAAUCUUGUUCACAGACAGUCAAGGCCUCUUCCUUUGCAGGUAUCGCAACCUGUACCUUCUCCAAAGACAGCUGCUCUGGACACACCUCCUACGACACCUCUGUCGGACAGCAUGCGAACGGUAUCGAUACCAGAAACCUCGCGUGCUUCUAGUGAUAUGUCUCGCCGUUCCGUCGAUUUCACGAUGAACGAUUCUCGGCAUUCUCCCCUGCAAUUCGACUUCUCGGCCACAGACUACACCGUCUCUACCACAAAGGUUCUCGGCGAAGGUCUAUGGAGUAACGUCUAUCUGGCACAACCGACCCCUGCCCGGUCAAAGAGCUCCCGUGAAGUACUCACACCACCUUUGACACCUAUCAAGAGUCGCUCACGACCCGACCCAAAUGUUACGUCGGUCCCGACUGCCUAUGCGAUCAAGACGCCAACCUCACGCUCUGCCCGAAAUGUACUUACGGCAGAAGCGCGAGUUUUGAGCUAUGUCACCGCCAUUCCUGAAGUUUCAUCCUUCGUAGUCCCUUUUUACGGUCAGGACACCCGGAAUGGUGCCCUCGUUCUCGCCGCCAUGCCAGAGACGCUCGAAAUGUUCAUCGACUCCAAGCUGAAUCGCUUAUCAGAAUCAGAUCGUUCCAAGUACUUGGCGAUGAUUUUUCCUUCCUUUGCACUGCGCAUGGUCAAAGGCAUGGAGUCACUGCACUCCGUUGGAGUAGUGCACGCCGAUCUCAAACCUUCAAACAUUUUAUUACAGACGAACACCCAUGGUCCUCCGAAGCCGUUCUAUGCCGACUUCUCCUCCUCAGUACCGCCGCCCCACCUUCAAAUUGUCAAUGAGAAGACGGCCACAUCGCUUGGUGGUGGAACUUGGGAUUUCCUUUCUCCUAUCCUACUUAAAGAAGACAUCAAUCCAACUCCACGAACGGACAUCCAUGCACUGGUCAUUUCAUUCUUGUUUCUUAUAUUUGGUGCUUCGCCCUUCGACUCCGUUGGCAGCAAUGUCUUCCUACGCAGAGAGAUGGUCAAGCAGAAUCAGGCCAUCAACGCCGGUUUGAAUAGUACGCAGAACUUCAGGCGCCUGCAGAGUCUGCAGAAGUCUUUUGAUUGGGAUGUAACGUGCUGGUUGGAAAAGGGGCUUGGAACCAAAGACAUCAAUCUCAAGGCUUGGACAGAAGAGCUCGAGAACAGACUUUGCCGUUAGCUACCGCGCAUGAACCGCAAUUACGAGAGAUGAAAGUACGACAAGAGACAGGCAGUACAAUUUCUUUACACGUUCGUUUUAUACCCUCAUCGCAUGGCUUUCUCUGGCGUCCUCGGCAUCCUUU